This is a messenger RNA of Polyodon spathula (Mississippi paddlefish), 3443 nucleotides long. RefSeq names its product putative sodium-coupled neutral amino acid transporter 7. The record is from RefSeq and is a predicted model, not a curated record. NCBI's taxonomy places the organism in Eukaryota, Metazoa, Chordata, Actinopteri, Acipenseriformes, Polyodontidae. The transcript has 10 exons. Bases 802 to 2196 code for a protein of 464 amino acids. Gene Ontology annotation, molecular function: L-methionine transmembrane transporter activity; L-serine transmembrane transporter activity; L-asparagine transmembrane transporter activity. Gene Ontology annotation, biological process: amino acid transmembrane transport.
CAACUGCAACUGCAAGGUAAUCACAAGCAAGUUGGUUGCAUAUUAUUUAGCACUGGGCUACAAACUUUUUGACUGGCUAUUAAACUAAACCUUGGGGGUCAUGGUUGUGGAGUGUCACGCUAUAAUGAGACUGAGGAAAUGGCAUUAUAAAACUUAAAGGCUUGCAAGUAUACUGUUAAUUAGGCUUAAGCACGAUAUCAAGAGAAUCACUGCGAGUUCCCAGUUUAUUGUGUUUGUGACAGCUCAACCUGCUGAGCACAAGGAGGGUCUGGGCUGCAGGAACUUUGGAACUGCACUUCUUUAUUGUCACAUGGUCCUGUCAGCCGAGGCACUGUGUGUUUCUAAGAGCAGUUCUGGGCAGACCGCUGUGGAUUUGAGUCUUCUUUGUAAGCUGUUCAGUUUCACUGCGAUGAAAUAAAACUCUUCUUGCACAACACCGUCAGUUUCAUAAGACUGAGUGUAUCAAGCUGGUGAACAGUCAUUUGCUGAUUCCUUUUUAAGACAGAGCUGUUUUUGAAGCUUUAUUUGAGGUUGGCAAUUCUAUGAAGCUGAUCACUAAAGUUUUAUUGAAGAAAUAUAACAUCUUUUAUUUCCCUGACAGGGUUUGAAAAGAUCAAGUCUGAAGGGGCACCUAUAAUGAUGAUAAAAUCAUCACGUGAAUACCACCACAGCUGUCUUAAUGGACUUUGUUUUUUUUUUGCUGCCAGUGAAGACAGUAUGAGGUGCCAGCUUUCUUGAUGUUACCUCCUCACCCAUCCUAUCAUAUUAGUAUUAGAUUGUUUUCUAGAUAUUUCUUUGACAAUGUCCCGCACUGACGUAGCGAUCAACAGUGACUAUAAUGACUUGGGCUGGAGCGAGGAUGCAGGGGAGAGAGCCUGGCUGCUCCAGAGCCCCAGUGUGGAGAGCGAGCCCAGGAGUGACAGCAAGGAGCCCAGGGGGGGCACCUCCUCCAUCGGAGCUGUCUUCAUCGUGGUGAACGCUGCCCUGGGGGCUGGCCUCCUCAACUUCCCAGCAGCUUUCAACACAGCGGGAGGAGUCACCUCUGGAGUAGUCCUGCAGAUGUGCAUGCUGGUAUUCAUCAUCGCCGGGCUGGUGAUCCUGGCCUACUGCUCCCAGGUCAGCAACGAGAGCACCUACCAGGAGGUGGUGCGGUCCGUGUGUGGGCAUGUCCCGGGCGUGCUCUGUGACGUCGCCAUCGCCGUCUAUACCUUCGGAACCUGCAUCGCCUUCCUCAUCAUCAUCGGGGACCAGCUGGAUAAGUUGAUCGGAGCCAUGGCCCACGAGUCAGAAGGGGAGGUGAGCGCCAGCUGGUACACAGACCGCAAAUUCACCAUCAGCCUGACGUCCAUCCUGCUGAUUCUCCCUCUCUCCAUCCCCAAGGAGAUCGGCUUCCAGAAGUAUGCCAGUGCCCUGAGUGUGAUCGGAACCUGGUACGUCACUAUUGUUAUCAUCAUCAAGUACAUCUGGCUGGAUAAGGAGAUCACACCCGGGUAUAUCCCUACCAGCCCUUCCUCGUGGACCGCAGUGUUCAACGCCAUGCCAACCAUAUGCUUCGGAUUCCAGUGCCACGUGAGCAGCGUGCCCGUGUUCAACAGCAUGAAGAGGCCGGAGAUAAAGCCCUGGGGCUGGGUGGUGACGGUCGGCAUGAUCGUCUGUCUCUUCGUCUACACUGGCACAGGGGUGUGUGGGUUCUUGACGUUUGGCUCCAAUGUGAACCAGGACGUGCUGCUGUCCUACCCCUCCAACGACAUCCCAGUGGCCGUCGCCCGAGCCUUCAUCGUCGUCUGUGUGCUCACCUCCUACCCGAUCCUGCACUUCUGCGGCAGGGCGGUGCUGGAGGGACUCUGGCUGCGGUUCCGGGGCGAGCCCGUGGAGGUGGAUGUGACUCGGGAGAGGCGGCGGAGAGUUCUGCAGACCGUGGUGUGGUUCUCACUGACCCUCCUACUGGCGCUGUUCAUCCCUGACAUCGGGCGUGUCAUCUCCCUCAUCGGGGGGCUGGCAGCCUGCUUCAUCUUCAUCUUCCCAGGACUGUGUCUGAUUCAGGCCAAACUGUCAGAGAUCCAGGAAGUCAAACCUGCCAGCUGGUGGGCGCUGGUGUCCUACGGCAUCUUCAUGGUCACGCUGGGGGCUUUCAUCUUCGGCCAGACCACCACCAAUGCCAUCUACCGAGAUGUCAUCCACCACAACACAGAAUAAACACAACCCCAGACUUGUGCUGCCCCCUGCUGCACGGGAAGACCUCUGAAUCCAGACUGCACAACACACACACAGCUGAAACACUCCAUGAACAAUAAAGCAGACUAUAGACUCUGUGUCAAAUUUUCACAGUAAGUAAAAGUCAGCUCAGGAACUGCAGUGUGUGGAUGGCUGCUUUAAUAACAGUAUGAUCUAGGUGCCACUGCUGACCAGUAAUGUCCACUGCGCAGUAACAAUUGUCCAGAGCUGGAGGUACAACACUAUGCCCCCUUGUGGGUCACAAAAAAAUUGCAACUUGCUGGUAUCACUUUAAAAUCUUUGUUAAAUAAUUUCCAUCGCUGUCUAAGACACUGGGCCUGAUUUACCACAGUCUGCACACCAGAACCCAACCAUUGUUUAGUGAAAAUUAAAACUAGUUAGCUGCAAGUUAUAAGAUUCAUUUGCAAAGUCGAACGACUUAGGUGUUUGUUCCUAGUUUUGUAACAUCGGCAGUUUUUUCCAUUUUCAAAAAAAAAAAAAAAAAAGCAGGCUUUCAAGUUUACAUUACAAAUGACAGUUUGAUAAAUCAGCCCUGUUGUGUUGUAAGUAGAGGGACAGUAGCUCAGAUUUGUUUUGAACCAAACUUGAAAAUGGUGAAACGGGUUAUACUUCACUGUGAGCAAUGUCUUCUGGUGCAGAAUGCUUCUUGCAAAGAGUCUCAUGCAUUCCCAUGUGCAUGCGCUUCUUUGCAGGGUGACCAGGCUUUUAGAAACUGAACUGAAAUCAAUCCCAUAUAUACAGCAUGCAUUCAAUUGAUAAGACUUAAUAGCACUAGUUGAGACAAUGAAUGCAAGAGGUUUUAAAGCACAGCAAACAGCUGCUGCUUGCUUUGUCUUGUGGCAGCAUUACCAUACCAUUGCUUCAAGGCAUACAAAUUCAUUUUCUUACCUCUUUUUAACAUAAAUAACUUUCAUAGGCCUCUAUUUCGUUGUGCCAAAGAUCUUUGGUUUGUGUGUGUGUGUGGUUUUUUUUUUUUCGUAGAUUGUUUUUAAAUGAACGCGGUUGCUUCCUGGGGAAAGAAAAUGGAUUUUAAAGUCGAGGUUGUCGCCCCUUUCGACUGGAUGACUGAAUAAAGAGGAUUCUGAUGUGUUAAACGCACGUCCAGUGCAUACUGUUUUACUCUAAUGUAGUUUUAUACCUCCUUAUUUUUAUUGUUUUAAUUUUUUAUGUAACUAAAAUAAAAGAAUAAAUACUGCUAAUUAAUCGUG